This is a messenger RNA of Austrofundulus limnaeus, 3266 nucleotides long. It is a transcript of the gene ttc34, whose product is annotated as tetratricopeptide repeat domain 34. The record is from RefSeq and is a predicted model, not a curated record. The transcript has 7 exons. The coding region runs from base 767 to 2644 and encodes 625 amino acids. NCBI's taxonomy places the organism in Eukaryota, Metazoa, Chordata, Actinopteri, Cyprinodontiformes, Rivulidae. Gene Ontology annotation, molecular function: protein binding.
UCUGCAGUUAUUGACUUCCUAUCGGGUAUCUCACCUGCUGACAGAGAGGUACAGGAACUUACUUAAAGCAGUGUGUUUGUUCUUAUCAGGCCGGUUUUGGGACAGUGCAGAGGUGUACACGGCUCUCCUGCAUCAGGAACAGAAAACCCCACAGAGUGCUACAAACACUUUGGGCACUCCUGAGAGAACAGCCAGGCUCCUAACCAGCCGGGCAGCCGCCUGCCUCUCAGCAGGAGGAAAAUCCGCAGAGGAGUGCAGAGAUCUGCAGGAAGCCUUUGAGAUCCAUCCUGCCACUGCCAGAAUUCACUUCCAAAGGCUCUUCACCGAUUUUGGCACGGGCCUGGCUGCUCGCAACCAUCUUCGCCGGCAGGCAGAGAGGAGUUUGUCUGGUUUCAAGGAGAGAGUUCUCGGCCGUGCGGACCUGCGGACCACUGAGGGAGUUGAGCUCCUGGAUCCCGCAAUCUCUGCCUUACAGACUCUUUGCCAUUUAGAGCCCGACGGAGGUGGCCGAGAGCUGCGGGUGCGACUGGCUGACUGUCUCCUCCUCAGAGGGGAGCAUAAGGAGGCCCUCUCCAUCUGUAGCCAGCUAGCUGCUGCCCACGGACAGCAGAGCUACCAAAACACAGUUCAGGUUCUUCGUGGCUUUGCACGACUUCUGUCUGGCGACCACGAGGGGGCAUUAGAAGACUUUCAAGCUGUGAUUGAACAUGACACCCCUCACCCAGCCAGCUGUGUGCGGGCACUUUGCGGCAGGGGGCUGCUGCGAAUGACGGGCGGUUUUAAUUACCUCACGGCUCUCGACUAUGUGACAGCCAGCGUGYUGCAUCCUCAGGAGACGGCGCUGACUGUACACUGCCUGGUGCCGUGGAACUGUCGAGGGCUGCUGGUCACAGUCCUGCUGGAGCAGGGGCGAGUCAUGCUGGAGGGGAGAGCAGAGCACAGAUAUAAAUCUGGUUCAGGGGAAGACGCCAGGCAUCCCAAACACGAGGGCCAGUUGCAGGCCCAGCUGAAGAGAGAAACCCACAGAUCAGGGACUCCUGCUGGAGUCCAGUCCCUGGCCGCUCUGCUUAUGGAGCUCCAGCCCGGUGCAGAUGGGCCUCAGAUCCUGGCAGCAGAUGCCUUGUACCAGCUUGGCCGGGUGGAGGAGGCGUACAGGCUGCUAUUGUCUGUGGGGACCCACAGUCCUCGGGCGCCUAUUCUGGCUCGCCUCGCCCUCCUGCAGCUGCACAGAGGAUUUCUCUACAACACUAAUCAGCUGCUCAAAAWGCUAAUCGUGUGUGGUGAUACCAGCUGCCUGUGCAGCCUGUUGGCUGUGGCACAAGAGAAGGACCGAGCACUGCUGCAGGGACACUGCCACUCGGCUGCAAAACGCAUCCUGGACGGCUCUAAAGAGGAGAGCUCUGUCAGGGAAGCCGUGGCCUAUUUAUCCAUCGCCGUCAUGGCCUCUGGUGGUGACGCAGCAGAUUCCCUCCUGGAGAGAGCGAGGUGUUACGUGCUGCUGGGUCAGCGAAAGACAGCCAUAUUUGAUUUCAGUGCCAUUUUGAAGGAGAAACCGAAACACAUGCAGGCGCUCUGUGGAAGAGGAUUUACACACCUCAUGCUGAACCAGCAAAAGGAGUGCAUCCAGGAUAUCCUUACCGCGCUUCAGAUUAAAGCUGACAUCGUCGUCAAAGAAAUCCUGUCCCUUAAGGACAGGGCACAGAAGCUCGUCUGUGACUGGCUACAUCAUUUCUGUCGCACAAACCUGUCAGAUACUGUGAUCACGAGUUUGGUUCCCUGCCACGAAGAGCAGCUCAGAGAUGUUUUGAUAAUCGGUGGAGCUUUGCUGAGGACUGACAGCAGAGACCCGCGGUGGCAUCUUCUUUAUGUGGAUAUCCUCUUGGCUAAAGGUGAAUUUAAGGCCGCAGGCACUCAUCUGUGCCAAGUAUUUGGCCAAGAACCAAGAGAUGCAGCGGCCCAGGCUAGACUGGGAGUAGUGGAGGCCUGGCAGCAGAACUACUGCAGCGCCUCUCGCAGGCUCAGUAAAGCGAUCGAGAAAGAUUCAUCCAGCUUGGACUUUUUGCUGGCCCUGAUCCCGCUUAAUCAGCGAAAAUGCACAGCCCAGGCAGCUGCACAGGAGGCCAGCAGAGUGUCGUCAGAUGGCCAGUGGGAUCAGGCUCUCACACUCCUAACUGUGGCAGUAAAAGCURCGGGCGAGCACAAACUGCAGUAUCUUCGUCAGCGGGCUGCCUGCUUUGCACAGCUGGGCUUACAUGAGCAGGCCAUAGCCGACCUUGACAGAGUUAUCCAGCAACACGGGGACUCCAGCUGCUCAGACGACCCUAAAAUCUGGGCAGAAGACCUGUGUCGGCGAGGUCGCAGCCUGGUGCUGUGUUCCAGAGAGGGAGCAGCUCUGGAGGACUUCAGCCAGGCCUUGAGUCUCCACAGGACACAGGCCGUCCAGUGCACAGAGGCUGGUCUGGGGCGGCUGCAUCUGGCUGAGUGCUUUCUGCGAGGGGCGCUGCAGCACUAUGGAGAGCAGCAACUGAGUAAAGCGUGGACGCUGAUCGAAUGUGGCCUCGCCGUGGACAGUGAUAAUGCAGAUCUGCGCAGACUGAGGGCGAGAGUCAAACGAGAAGCAACCAGCCCUUGCAACAUCAAUUAGCAYUGGUCGCUAAAGAAUCAAGAAAUGGGACCUCGUGCAAAGCCAAWAAAGUGUAAUCAUGUCUGUAGGAGGAAAAAUAAAACUGAUUAAAAUCUUCCAAAGUUUUAUAAGAUAAAUCACGGUUCAGUCUACGCUUWGUAUACAACAGUGUUUGYUAGCAAUCAGUAACUUUAUAUUUAUAUAAUUUGUAAUAUAGGAUAGUAAACAUACUCAACAGCACAUUCAGUCAACUUUUUCAGUUUACAGAUAAAUUAAAUACGAAAAACAAACAGAAUCUAUAAGUUUUGUAUUAUAUGAGCUAAAUCAACACUGCAACACUGAAUAUUUUUAUCUCAAACUGUCACACCUUGAUAAAAUAUUUAAGAAAGUGUCAAAUGUGCAGGUUUUUUUCCUUUAAAAUGCAAGAGGCAUUUCUUUAAUCACAUUCAUGGCAGCAAACAAACUUCAGAAUCCUGGAAUACAGAAACAACAUAAUUAAGUACUGGAAUAUAGUUUCUAAAAUAUAAUGUCAGCGUGUUCAUAUUCCUGUACCUAAAGCAGUAUUUAUUCAUUCAAGAUUAUGUUUUUACUGUUUGUCUAACUUAUGCUUGCAACACGUUCUUUGGUAUUAAGCCAACACAGU